Messenger RNA from Glycine soja, 1687 nucleotides. RefSeq names its product myb-related protein 2-like. The record is from RefSeq and is a predicted model, not a curated record. Bases 205 to 1422 code for a protein of 405 amino acids. Gene Ontology annotation, molecular function: DNA binding; DNA-binding transcription factor activity. The transcript has 7 exons. NCBI's taxonomy places the organism in Eukaryota, Viridiplantae, Streptophyta, Magnoliopsida, Fabales, Fabaceae.
AGGCUUUGCAAUGAAGAGAAAUGUGCAGUGGAGAAACAAGACAAAGCACCACAAGUUAACAUAGGUUCACUUAUAUAUUACUAUCAAGUCUUAUUAUUAAUACUUGUAAAUAGAGCAUUAUCAGGUUUCACCUUUCAUUGGUAGCAAAGUGAUCAUUCAGAGAAAGAGAAGCCUGAUCAGGUAAAGGCGCAAUCAUCAGGUUGAAUGUACACUCAUCAGCAACAUCAAGGAAAGAACAUUCACUCUUCUUCCAGAAUGCCAAUCCCUUCUGAGAGGCAGAUGUUCCUUCAAACAGGAAAUGGCUCUGGUGAUUCUGGACUUGUUCUCUCAACUGAUGCUAAGCCUAGAUUGAAAUGGACACCUGAUCUUCAUGCAAGGUUUAUAGAAGCUGUGCAGCAAUUAGGAGGAGCUGACAAGGCAACUCCAAAAACGGUAAUGAAACUCAUAGGGAUUCCGGGUCUUACCUUAUAUCAUCUGAAGAGCCAUCUCCAGAAAUACAGAUUGAGCAAGAGUCUGCAUGGACAAAGUAACAAUAUGACACACAAAAUAACCAUAAAUUCAGGUGCAGCAACAGACGAAAGACUCAGAGAAAAUAACGGAACUCAUAUGAAUAGUUUAAACCUUGCCCCUCAGUCUAACAACAAAGAUUUAUACAUAAGUGAGGCACUGCAUAUGCAAAUAGAGGAGCAGAGAAGACUAAAUGAGCAACUUGAGGUGCAAAGACUUCUGCAGCUACGUAUAGAGGCUCAAGGAAAAUACCUUCAGGCUGUGUUGGAGAAAGCUCAAGAAACACUUGGAAGACAGAAUUUGGGAGCAGUAGGACUUGAAGCUACCAAACUUCAACUCUCAGAGCUAGUGUCAAAAGUGUCCUCUCAGUGUCUGAAUUCAGCAUUUUCAGAUCGGCUGAAGGAGAUACAAGGAUGUAGCCCCCACCAACAAACACAAACCAACCAGCCAAAUACAAAUGACUGUUCCAUGGACAGUUGCCUCACAUCUUGUGAGGGAUCACAAAAGGAGCAAGAGAUACAAAAUGGAGGGAUGAGCUUAAGACCCUUCAAUGUUCACACAUUCAUGGAAAGAAAGGAAGUCAUAGAGGGUCCAAAUCUUAAUAAUCUACCAAACACUGACCUCAAUUGGUGUGAUCCAGUGAAGAAGAAUACCUUCCUUACCCCAUUGAGCAUGCAUGCAGAUAAAAGAAGUCCAAGCAACUUGUCUAUGAGCAUUGGACUUGAAGGAGAAACUGAGAAUGGAAGCACCAUUAGGACAGAAUCAGUGAAACCGGUGGCUGAUAAAGUUUCUCAAGAUUAUGGAUUGCCAUCUAAUUACUUUGCUGCUUCAAAACUGGACCUAACCACUGAAGAUAAUAAAGACACUAAAACGAGUUGUAAACAACUGGACUUGAAUGGAUUCAGUUGGAACUGAAAAAAGAAAGGACAACGGAAGUACACAAAGCAAGGCAACUCCAAUGGCAGGAACAAUGUAUUUAAUGUAAACAAUGUAUGUAUCAGCUGCUGUUUCUUUCAGCUCAUGGUGGUCACUAGCCAAAUAUCAGUUACUUUUAGUAGAAUGCAAAAUUGCAACUAACAAAUUUGUAAGCAGUGAUUAUAGUGGAUAUAGAGUAUCGUUUCUCUCUCUCUCUCUCCAUAUCUAUCUAUAUAUAUAUAUAUGCUUUAUUCAAAGUUUAAGA